Messenger RNA from Ailuropoda melanoleuca (giant panda), 4319 nucleotides. RefSeq names its product isoleucyl-tRNA synthetase 1 (gene IARS1). The record is from RefSeq and is a predicted model, not a curated record. The transcript is spliced from 34 exons. Lineage: Eukaryota; Metazoa; Chordata; Mammalia; Carnivora; Ursidae. Gene Ontology annotation, biological process: isoleucyl-tRNA aminoacylation. Bases 133 to 3921 code for a protein of 1262 amino acids. Gene Ontology annotation, molecular function: isoleucine-tRNA ligase activity; aminoacyl-tRNA deacylase activity; ATP binding.
CCAGCGCUGGCAGAGAGUUGCAUCACCUCUGGACGCCCGGCGGCGGCGUGGUCGCGGUUCUUUCUUGGUGCGCCCGCACCGGGGCCUUGCAGGUACCCCCCGACCUGCCCUCGGGGUCGCCCCAGCAACAGAAUGGUUCAGCAAGUUCCAGAAAACAUCAAUUUUCCUGCUGAAGAAGAGAAAAUCUUACAGUUCUGGUCCGAAUUUAACUGUUUUCAGGAAUGCUUAAAGCAAUCAAAACAGAAGCCAAAAUUUACGUUCUAUGAUGGGCCUCCUUUUGCAACUGGACUGCCUCACUAUGGACAUAUACUUGCAGGGACAAUUAAAGAUAUAGUUACCAGAUACGCUCACCAGAGUGGGUUUCAUGUUGACAGAAGAUUUGGAUGGGAUUGUCAUGGCUUACCUGUGGAAUAUGAAAUUGAUAAGACACUGGGAAUCAGAGGACCAGAGGAUGUAGCCAAAAUGGGCAUUGUAGAGUAUAACAAUCAGUGCCGAGCAAUUGUGAUGAGAUAUUCUACUGAGUGGAAGUCCACUGUUAACAGACUUGGCCGAUGGAUUGACUUUGACAAUGACUACAAAACUCUGUAUCCACAAUUCAUGGAAUCUGUCUGGUGGGUCUUCAAGCAGCUCUAUGAUAAAGGCCUUGUGUAUAGAGGUGUGAAAGUCAUGCCUUUCUCCACCGCGUGCAACACUCCACUUUCCAACUUCGAAUCUCACCAGAACUACAAGGAUGUUCAGGACCCUUCAAUAUUUGUAACUUUCCCUUUGGAGGAAGAUGAAAAUGUGUCCUUGGUGGCUUGGACGACCACUCCUUGGACUCUACCUAGUAAUCUUGCCCUGUGUGUUAAUCCGGAUAUGCAGUACGUGAAGAUUAAAGAUGUUGUCAGAGGAAAAUUACUCAUUUUAAUGGAAGCCAGAUUACCAGCCCUCUAUAAGUCGGAGAGUGACUAUGAGGUCCUUGAAAGAUUUCCUGGUAGUCAUCUCAAAGGCAAGAAGUACAGGCCCCUGUUUGACUAUUUUGUGCAGUGCAAGGAGAAUGGUGCUUUCACGGUGCUCGCUGACAGCUACGUGCGGGAGGAGGAGGGCACGGGAGUGGUGCACCAGGCUCCUUACUUCGGUGCUGACGACUAUCGGGUCUGUAUGGACUUGAGCAUCAUUCAGAAAGACUCUCCUCCUGUGUGCCCUGUGGACGCUUCAGGCUGUUUCACGGCGGAGGUGACAGAUUUCACGGGACAGUAUGUGAAGGAUGCUGACAAAAACAUCAUCAGGACCCUGAAGGAAAAAGGCCGACUUCUUGUCUCCAGCACCUUCACUCACAGUUACCCCUUCUGCUGGAGGUCAGACACCCCCCUGAUCUACAAAGCGGUGCCCAGCUGGUUCGUGCGGGUGGAGCACAUGGUGGAGCAGCUCCUGAGGAACAACGACUUGUGCUACUGGGUCCCAGAGUUUGUGCGAGAAAAGCGAUUUGGAAAUUGGCUGAAAGAUGCACGUGACUGGGCAGUUUCCAGAAACAGAUACUGGGGCACCCCCAUCCCCCUGUGGGUCAGUGAUGACUUCGAGGAGGUAGUAUGCAUUGGAUCGAUGGCUGAACUUGAAGAACUGUCGGGGGCAAAGGUCUCUGAUCUCCACAGAGAGAGCAUUGACCAUUUGACCAUCCCUUCCCGCUGCGGGAAGGGAGUGUUGCAUCGCAUCUCUGAAGUGUUUGACUGUUGGUUCGAGAGCGGCAGCAUGCCCUAUGCUCAGGUUCAUUAUCCGUUUGAAAACAAGAGGGAGUUUGAGGACACAUUUCCUGCAGACUUCAUUGCCGAAGGCAUUGACCAGACCAGAGGAUGGUUUUACACCCUGCUGGUGCUGGCCACCGCUCUCUUUGGACAGCCGCCUUUCAGGAACGUCAUUGUGAACGGGCUCGUCCUGGCAAGUGAUGGUCAAAAAAUGAGCAAACGAAAAAAGAAUUACCCGGAUCCACUUUCAAUCAUCCAUAAAUAUGGUGCCGACGCCCUCAGAUUAUAUCUGAUCAACUCCCCUGUGGUGAAAGCAGAAAACCUCCGAUUUAAGGAGGAGGGUGUGCGUGAUGUCUUGAAGGACGUGCUGCUCCCUUGGUACAAUGCCUACCGCUUCUUCAUCCAGAAUGUCCUGAGGCUGCAGAAGGAGGAAGGAAUGGAAUUUCUCUACAAUGAGAACACAGUUAAAGGAAGUGCCAACGUCACGGACCGGUGGGUCCUAUCCUGCAUACAGUCGCUGGUUGGGUUCUUUGAGACCGAAAUGGCAGCUUACAGGCUCUAUACGGUGGUGCCUCGCCUGGUCAAGUUCGUGGAUGUCCUAACCAACUGGUACGUCAGGAUGAACCGCAGAAGGCUGAAGGGUGAAAACGGGGUGGAGGACUGUGUUACAGCCCUGGAGACCUUGUUCAGUGUCCUGCUGUCUCUGUGCAGACUGAUGGCACCCUAUACACCUUUUCUCACCGAAUUGAUGUACCAGAAUCUAAAGCUGCUGAUCGACCCUGUUUCUGUCCAGGACAAGGACACACACAGUAUCCACUACCUCAUGCUGCCCCAUGUUCGGGAGGAGCUGAUUGACAAGAACACGGAGAGAGCAGUGUCUCGGAUGCAGUCUGUGAUCGAACUUGGGCGAGUGAUUCGAGACCGCAAAACCAUUCCAAUAAAGUAUCCUUUGAAAGAAAUUGUGGUUAUCCAUCAGGAUCCAGAAGCUCUUCAUGAGAUCAAGUCUUUGGAGAAGUAUAUUAUUGAGGAAUUAAACGUCCGAAAGGUCACGCUGUCUACAGAUAAAAACAAGUAUGGCAUUCGGCUAAGGGCAGAGCCUGAUCACAUGGUCCUGGGGAAGCGUCUGAAGGGAGCCUUCAGGGCGGUGAUGACGUCCAUCAAGAAGCUGAGCAGUGAAGAGCUGGAGCGCUUCCAGGAGAGCGGGACCAUUGUUGUAGAAGGCCACGAGCUGCAUGAAGAGGACAUCCGCCUCAUGUACACCUUUGAUCAGACGACAGGAGGGACGACGCAGUAUGAAGCACACUCUGACGCCCAGGUUUUGGUCCUCUUAGAUGUCACCCCUGACCAGUCAAUGGUGGAUGAAGGAGUGGCUCGGGAGGUCAUCAACCGCAUCCAGAAACUUCGCAAAAAGUGCAAUCUGGUUCCAACUGAUGAAAUAACAGUUUAUUAUAAAGCGACGUCUGAAGGGAAGUAUCUGAAUAAUGUUAUCGAAAGCCACACGGAGUUCAUAUUUGCCACCAUAAAGGCUCCCUUGAAACCGUAUCCAGUUCCAGUGUCAGAUAAAGUCCUUAUUCAAGAAGAAACACAGUUAAAGGGCUCUGACCUGGAAAUUACCAUCACCAGAGGGUCGUCCCUGCCUGGUCCUGCUUGUGCGUAUGUCAACCUCAACAUUUGUACAGAUGGCAGUGAGCAAGGUGGAGUGUUGCUUCUGGAAAAUCCAAAAGGAGAUAACAGGUUGGACCUUUUAAAGCUGAAGAAUGUUAUUACUAGUAUCUUUGGGGUGAAAAAUACCGAGCUGGCUGUCCUUCACGGUGCCACAGAAAUACGAAACCAGACUGACUUACUGAGUCUUAGUGGAAAAACACUUCGCGUGGCCGCGGGGUCGGCCCCUGCUGUGGUGGAUGGCCCCAGCCCUGCUCUCUGCCGCUAUAUCAACCUGCAGCUCCUGAACGCAGGCCCGCAAGAGUGUGUGAAGGGAACAGUGGGCACGCUCCUGCUGGAAAACCCACCCGGGCAGAACGGACUCAGCCACCAGGGCCUUCUGUAUGAAGCAGCCAAGGUGUUUGGCCUCCGCAGCAGGAAGCUCAAGCUGUUUCUGAACGAGACUCAGACACACGAAAUUACGGAAGAAAUCCCCGUGAAGACUUUGAACAUGAAGACUGUGUAUGUCUCUGUAUUACCGACGACGGCAGACUUCUAACGUUGGUGUUCCGUGGCUUUGCCCCGGCACGUGCCUGUCCCUGCGCACGGAGGAUGUUCCCUUCAAGGGCACGUAUGGUUUGCUGCUUUGGGUCCACGAUUGAAAGGCGGUGAUUCCUUAGGUGACUUGGCGCCUCACAGUAAUACGUACACGUAAGCCUGACUCCCGCGCAGCCACGUGGAGGGCAGGCUGGUCCUCUGCUCGCUUCUGCACUUGCACAACGUGGAAGUGGUUGCAGUGGCACGUUUACGUAUCAUUCUGUGGCCUUUUAAAACUUGUUUGAGAUGUCUUGAAGGAGUGUGUUAAAUAUUUCUGCUACCUGGAUUUUCCUGGGUAAUUUGAUGGAAUAUUGUAAGUUUCAGUAAAUUAGAAGAGUAAAUAAAUUUCCUCUCAGGUAA